AUGGAGUUGGCCAACGAUAAUGCUAUUGCUGUCCGAUUCUCGGAUUCCAUAUGCCCGAAUGAAGGCGCUUAUCAGCCAUCCCCAACGUGUGAGGCUAAGAUGGGUAGUGGAGCAUCAAAGGCUGAUACAGAAUUAGUGAAAUUGUGUAGGGAGAGGAAAGAGUUCAUAAUUGCUGCCAGGGAUUCUCGUGAUUCCCUGGCAUUUUCCCAUAUGAUGUUCCUUGAAUCUAUGCAGAAUGUACAAAUUGAACUAAAAAACUUCAUGGAGGAAGUUCUCGUGAUUCGUGUUGAUUUAGAUUCUGAUGCAGGUUUCCAUCAUCUGCCGAUCGAUGUAGCCACCGAUUCCGAGAAUUCUUCUUUGAAAUCUCAUAGCGAUGAAGAUGAAGAUGAACUUCUCCCACUAAAUAAUCGUGCAGAUGAAGUUCUGAAGCCACCAGAAACUCAGUCAGAAAAUGCGAGCGGACAAAUGCCACCAUCAGAUGAUUUCGUCGCCCCUCCUAAGAAGAAUGAGAUCUCAAAAGGAGUUUCAGCAUAUAAAGCGUCGAGUAACUCUGCCGUGGUUAAAUACGAGAGAUGGGAUUCUUCAGAUCAUAGGAUGGAUCUUCCACUAGAUAAUUUUAGUCCAUCACAGAAUUUUGGGUUUGAUCAGGAUACUAAUGGGACAUCUCUUGGUCUCAGAACUGAUUAUUCUGUUGCAAACACGAGGUUCUUUCAGCAUGAGCGAGGACCACCAGAGCAUUACAUGAUGGAUAUUCCAUCAGAUGAUGCUGAUAACUAUUGGAUCCUUUUUGGUCAUCCAUCAUCAAGGCAUCUGGGCCAAGAGGUGUCAACUUGGGAUUAUAUAAAUCCCUUUAAUGUGGUUGAGGAUAUUUUUCCUAGUUUUUAUCCACAUGGUAGUCGUUUAGUUGAUUACAUGGGCAAUGAUAUGGAUUUAAGUGAAAUGGGAGAUAGUGAGGAGGGUAUUCCGGACCUUGAAGAUGAGCUCGAUGAUCCAAUUCUGGAGGAUUCUUUGGGAGAGGGAAAUUUAAACAGAAAUGAAAAUUCAGAAGAGUGUCUUUCUGAGGAGGUAGCUGUGAAGGAUGCGAAUGAUGAUUGUCUCAACCAGAAAGCAGAAUUGGGGAGCUCUGGAGAUGGCCAAACAAAUAUCAGGAAUGAGAAAAUCGAUGAGACUGAAAAAGAAAAAGAAUUGGGGAGCUCUGGUGAUGGAUCAACAAGCACUGGUGAUGGGCCAACAAAUAUCAGGAAUGAGAAAAUUGACGAGACCGAAAAAGAAGAUUCUGGACAUCGGCCCACCUCUUCUGAACCAGAUUUGAAGGUGAAAGAGAUGGAAGAAUCUGAGAUUUGUAAUGGGGAAGAAGAUUCUUUCCACAAGGAGAUGGAGAAAUCAAAAGCUCGUGAAGGACAACUCUCAUCUUCUCAAACGGAUGAAAGUUUGGUGGAAAUUGUGUCAAAAUUAUCUGCCAAUAGCUUAAGUGAUCUGCGAGAAGUUGUCACUGAAAUCAAGGUUGCAUUUCAUGACAUUAUUGUCCACGGGAAAAAUGUCUCCAAUAUGCUUGGCCCAUGUCAUCCUGGCAUUGCUGUAAACAAGGGACUCUCUUGCUCUUCCUGCAUUGAGGACUUGGCAGCCUCACCCAGAGAAGUAUCAUCAAGGCCAACUUACAGAAUGCUAAAAAUGACAAUGGAUAGUAAUGAGAACCUUGACAAUGAACCCAUCACGACAUCAAACAGCUUUACAUUGACUCUUGAAAAGCUGUGCAUUUGGGAAAAUAAACUUUAUGAGGAGGUUAAGAAGGAAGAAAAACUCAGACACAACUUUGACAAAGAGUGGAGAAAGCUGAAGAAGCUCGACGAUAAAGGUGCGGAGUCCUCCAAGGUCGAUGCUUGCAACUCUGAACUCAAAAGAUUGACUGCAAUAAUAAAUGUUUCAGUCUCAACUGUCGAGGGGGUAGCAAAAAGGACACACAUGAUAAGGGAUGAAGAGUUGCAUCCCCAACUCUGUGAAUUGAUUCAGAGAGUGCACACAAUGUGGAAAUACACUUUCGAAUCCCACAAGAAGCAAGUCCAGGCCAUCUCCAAAACCCAAGCUAAGGUCACGGCCACCACUUGCAAGGCCCACGACUCAGGCUUGAAGGCCACCGAGAAUCUCGAAGCCUCGAUCCACAAUCUUUGCACAGCUUUCUCCGAGUGCGCCAAGAGCCACCGAGCACUUGCACUGCACCUCAACAACUGGCUCUCCAAAUUCCUCCCCCAAAAACCCGAACAAACACCACAGCUUUUUGCCAUGUGCAGUGAAUGGCACAAUUCACUCGAGAUAGUCUCUGAGAAAGACGUGCUGCAGGCUCUAAACACCUUUGGACAGCUCUUGCGCCAGCUGUGCAUGGACAUGCGAGAUGAAGGGCGUCAGAGAAUGAGGAUCGGAUACUUGUUGGGCUAUCAUGACCGGAAACUGAGGAGCUUUUGCUUGCGGAAUGGGCUGGACUUGGAGAAGUGUGCGUCUUUUAUCAAGGAGAUGGGCCCGGGCUUCGAGACGGGCUUUUCGUCCCUUCACGGGCUGUAUGCAGACUUGAAGCCGAUUAGGAUAAAGCUUGCUGAGGCACGUGUGAAGCAUGAAGAGGCGUUGGUAAGGAUUCGUGCUUCUGGAGUGGGAAUAAUACGAGAUGGGAUUUCCCCAGUUUUUGAAGCUCUCGAGAGGUUUAGCCUGGGGAUGUUGAACGCUUUCCAGCAAAUCAGGACCCUUAGUUGAGAAUUAGAGUUUUUUUUUUUUUUUUUUU
Molecule: messenger RNA, 2770 nt
Organism: Striga asiatica
Lineage: Eukaryota; Viridiplantae; Streptophyta; Magnoliopsida; Lamiales; Orobanchaceae
Source: the annotation of a GenBank genome assembly